AUGUCCCGGUUGAACGGCCAAGCUCACAGUGAUCCUUUGGUUAUUACCCUGCUAAUUGAGGAAUGGGGGGUAAGAAGGAUACUAGUAGAUAGUGGGAGCUCCGUCGAAGUACUCUUCUACGAUACGUUCAAAAGGAUGAAGUUGUCGGAUGAUAUACUCGUCCCGUCAACAUAUGGUAUAUACGAUUUUAAUGGGACGGUAACCAUGCCGAAGGGCGAAGUAACUCUAAGGGUAUCGGAUGGAGGUGCCUACCUGGAUACUUUAACCACAUUCUGUGUGGUUGAUGUAGCCUCGCCCUAUGAAGCUAUUAUCGGAAGACCAUGGAUCGCGGGAAUCAAAGGAGUGGCAUCGGCCUAUCAUCAAAGAUUACGGUUCCCAACGUACAAGGGGAUAGCAGAAGUCGUAGGAGAUCCAAAGGCAGCCCGAAAAUGCAUGCAGGCCGACGCCCAGAUAAAUGGGGAGCGGCGAGCACGACAAAGGGGAGAGAAGAAAAAGGCUAAAGAAGCCAAAGUCGCAGAAGAACUGGAAAAGGUUAUUUCGCAAGCGGUCAUGGCUUACGAAGCACAAGGAAGAGAGCCUUCAUAG
Papaver somniferum (opium poppy) is the source of this 585-nucleotide messenger RNA. RefSeq lists its product as uncharacterized. The transcript has a single exon. Lineage: Eukaryota; Viridiplantae; Streptophyta; Magnoliopsida; Ranunculales; Papaveraceae. The coding region runs from base 1 to 585 and encodes 194 amino acids. The record is from RefSeq and is a predicted model, not a curated record.